Molecule: messenger RNA, 4280 nt
Organism: Oncorhynchus keta (chum salmon)
Lineage: Eukaryota; Metazoa; Chordata; Actinopteri; Salmoniformes; Salmonidae
Gene: prcp
Product: prolylcarboxypeptidase (angiotensinase C)
Exons: 10
Biological process (GO): proteolysis; negative regulation of systemic arterial blood pressure; angiogenesis involved in wound healing
Molecular function (GO): serine-type exopeptidase activity; dipeptidyl-peptidase activity
Source: RefSeq, a predicted model, not a curated record
CGACUGCAGCCUACAGAUCACUUUAUAUAGACUAUUCAGACAGGUUUUUCUGUAGAAUCGUCCUGGCCACUGCAGAUAUGAGGUCUGGAGGAUUCGUUUCGGUAUCCAGACCGGUCAUAACGUCCAUCGUUCUCAUCUUAUCGCUCUAUUGUUUUCAUGUGUUUGCGCUCAAGUCGCAACUUUUGACGAGGCAUGGCGGGGUUACAGAUCUCAAUGCUCAAGACACCGUCAUCAACUAUGAAACAUGCUAUUUUGACCAGAAGAUCGAUCACUUUGGUUUCCUGGAGGAUGGCACCUUUAAGCAGAGAUACCUGGUUAAUAAUGAACACUGGGAUGAGAAGGGAGGGCCUAUCCUGUUCUACACCGGCAAUGAAGGAGACAUUACCUGGUUCUGCAAUAACACUGGUUUCAUGUGGGACGUUGCAGAGGAUCUGGGAGCCAUGUUGGUUUUUGCAGAGCACCGUUACUAUGGAGAAUCCCUGCCGUUUGGACAAGACUCUUACAGUGACACCAAGCACCUGAAUUACCUGACGUCGGAGCAGGCGCUAGCUGACUUCUCUGUGCUGAUCAGAGAACUGAAGAGGAAGGUGCUUGGAGCUCGGGAAAGUCCCGUGAUCGCCAUCGGAGGGUCCUACGGAGGGAUGCUCUCUGCCUGGUUGAGAAUGAAAUACCCCAAUGUUGUUGUUGGACCCCUGGCUGCCUCUGCUCCCAUAUGGCAGUUAAUGGUUCCAUGUGGAGAUUUCUAUAAGAUAGUCUGUGGACUCUCUGUGAACAUCAGGAGCAACUGGUAGGAUGAAUUAGCCUGUCUUGACAACAUCACAGCAACUGAUGACGGCCUCCGAUGGCUGUCCGGAGAGUUUAGCUUAUGUUCCCCACUCAAGAAGACGGACUUGGAUGGUUUUAAGGCCUGGCUCCAAGAGACCUGGGUGAAUCUGGCCAUGGUUGACUAUCCUUACGAAGCUAACUUCCUCCAACCGCUCCCACGCUGGCCAAUACAGGUGGUGUGCAAACACCUUAGCUUUGACCCCAGCAGUGUGUCAGACUACCAGCUGUUAGGGGGCAUCUCUGAAGCUGCUAGAGUCUACUACAACUACACAGGAAACUGUCCUUGUCUCAACACUUCCUCUACGGCUACAGGGAAUCUGGGCUCCAUCGGCUGGUACUACCAGGCGUGUACAGAGAUGGUGAUGCCACUCUGCACUGAUGGGGUGCAGGACAUGUUUGAGCCCCAGGACUGGAACUUCCAGGCCUUCUCAGAUGAGUGCAACUCCCUGUUCGGGGUGCGUCCUCGGGCUGACUGGGCAGCGACCGUUUACGGAGGAUUGGACAUCGCGUCUCACAGCAACAUCAUCUUCAGUAACGGAGGACUGGACCCGUGGUCAAGUGGUGGGGUGACCCGAAACAUCUCUGACUCGGUGGUUGCCAUAGUGAUACCUGACGGAGCUCACCACCUGGACCUACGCUACAACAACGAGUAUGACCCUCACACCGUCCUCUCAGCCCGCAUCCAGGAGGUGGAAUACUUCAAACUGUGGAUCACACAGGCCAGGAAACUACGAAUACCAGGUUAAAUCAGUCUGAACUACAACUACCAGGUUAAAUCACUCUGAACAACAACUGCAAGGCUAAAUCAUUCUGAACUACAACUACCAGGUUAAAUCACUCUGAACUACAACUCCCAUGCUAAGUCACUCUGAACUACAACUACCAUGCUAAGUCACUCCGAACUACAACUCCCAGGUUAAAGCACUCUGUUACUACAAUUACUAAAUCAAGCAGAACUAAAACUUCCAGACUAAAUCACUUUGAACUUAAACACCCAGGGUUGGCCUGAAAUGUCACCCUAUUCCCUAUAUAGUGCACUACUUUAGACCAGAACACUAUGGGACCCUAUACACUAUAUAGUGCACUACUUUAGACCAGAACACUAUGGGACCCUAUACCCUAUAUAGUGCACUACUUUUAUCCAGGACCCCCUAGGACUCUGGUCAGAAGUAGGGCAGUAGAUGCAAGCCCCAGCCUCUCAGACGACCUGAAGCUGAAAGACCAUAGCAUAUAACAUGUGGCUUUGUUGCAAUGCCCUCUCUAGCAUACUACUAAGAAGGGAGCAAUGUAUUGAACAUGGAUUCUAAGUGAUAUGCUUACUGUGGACAUUGAAACUUAAGGCUUUUGUUUGCAUCCCAAAAAGUGACCCUAUACCCUAUAUAGUGCACUACUUUUGACCAGAGCCCAUAUGGACCCUGUUUAAAAAGAAGUGCACUACGUAGGGAAUAGGGCGCCAUAUAAUACCAACGUUCUCUACCACCAGAAUGUACUGAUGUAUUUUCAGGGGAAUAUUGUUUUUUCAGAUGUGUUGAGUGUGAAGAUGUGAAGAUCUACUUACACCAAUAAUCAGGUUUAGUUAAGUAACAAUUUCAACGUUGAUUUGUUGAUUUCAAUGAUUGUUUACAGUGUUCUCUGUUUCGUGCCAAAGUCUCUCUUCAAUAAGAGUGUCAGAAAGGGCUAGAAUAUCAAAUGUUAAAAACGGAAAUAAAUAUUUUCUUAAUUUGAAAAUUAAAGACAUUUUCACAUAACACCAGAUUAGUUAAUUCAGUUACAGUAUUUAUGAAUUGUGUUUAGUUGAAGUUUGAUAGCUUACACAUACAUACUGUAUAUCAGAACAACAAUUGUGUUUAUUGGAUAAUUAGUACAAAAAAAAAUAAUUUAUUUAACAACUCUCAGGAAAAACGUAUGUUGUUUUUUUUGUUAGUGUUUACAAUUUGUUGUAAUUGGACCAUUUCUGUUAAACUACAAUUAGCAUUAGUCAGGGAUUCUAAGGGUUUUUCCAAAACAAUUGAUAACAUUCACUUGUAGUUUACAGUUUUCAUACUACGGCCUGAGUUGUAUUUGGUCCAGAAAUAGACCCAUGUUGAACCACGGUAGCAGAAGGGCUGGACCCAGCAGUGUCUCUCAAUGUCGUGUUAACAUGUUUCAUUGACUUUAAUGGCUGUUCAGUAAUAUCCCUUUAAUGGCUGUGGCUGUUCAGUAAUAUCCCUUUAAUGGCUGUGGCUGUUGAGUAAUAUCCCUUUAAUGGCUGUUGAGUAAUAUCCCUUUAGUGGCUGUUCAGUAAUAUCCCUUUAAUGGCUGUGGCUGUUAAGUAAUAUCCCUUUAAUGGCUGUGGCUGUUGAGUAAUAUCCCUUUAAUGGCUGUUGAGUAAUAUCCCUUUAGUGGCUGUUCAGUAAUAUCCCUUUAAUUGCUGUGGCUGUUCAGUAAUAUCCCUUUAAUGGCUGUGGCUGUUCAGUAAUAUCCCUUUAAUGGCUGUGGCUGUUGAGUAAUAUCCCUUUAAUGGCUGUGGCUGUUGAGUAAUAUCCCUUUAAUGGCUGUGGCUGUUGAGUAAUAUCCCUUUAAUGGCUGUUCAGUAAUAUCCCUUUAAUGGCUGUUCAGUAAUAUCCCUUUAAUGGCUGUGGCUGUUCAGUAAUAUCCCUUUAAUGGCUGUGGCUGUUGAGUAAUAUCCCUUUAGUGGCUGUUCAGUAAUAUCCCUUUAAUGGCUGUGGCUGUUCAGUAAUAUCCCUUUAAUGGCUGUGGCUGUUCAGUAAUAUCCCUUUAAUGGCUGUGGCUGUUCAGUAAUAUCCCUUUAAUGGCUGUGGCUGUUCAGUAAUAUCCCUUUAAUGGCUGUGGCUGUUCAGUAAUAUCCCUUUAAUGGCUGUGGCUGUUCAGUAAUAUCCCUUUAAUGGCUGUGGCUGUUCAGUAAUAUCCUUUUAAUGGCUGUGGCUGUUCAGUAAUAUCCCUUUAAUGGCUGUGGCUGUUCAGUAAUAUCCCUUUAAUGGCUGUGGCUGUUCAGUAAUAUCCCUUUAAUGGCUGUGGCUGUUCAGUAAUAUCCCUUUAAUGGCUGUGGCUGUUCAGUAAUAUCCCUUUAAUGGCUGUGGCUGUUAAGUAAUAUCCCUUUAAUGGCUGUGGCUGUUGAGUAAUAUCCCUUUAGUGGCUGUUCAGUAAUAUCCCUUUAAUUGCUGUGGCUGUUGAGUAAUAUCCCUUUAAUGGCUGUGGCUGUUGAGUAAUAUCCCUUUAAUGGCUGUGGCUGUUGAGUAAUAUCCCUUUAGUGGCUGUUCAGUAAUAUCCCUUUAAUUGCUGUGGCUGUUGAGUAAUAUCCCUUUAAUGGCUGUGGCUGUUGAGUAAUAUCCCUUUAAUUGCUGUGGCUGUUCAGUAAUAUCCCUUUAAUGGCUGUGGCUGUUCAGUAAUAUCCAUUUAAUGUCUUACUGCUAUUGUCAUGUGUUGUUCCCAGAUUAAAAGCAAUGUUAUUUUGA